AGAUCUUGAUCCGGGCUAGCCUUCGGUGGUUUUGAGAGAGGACGGAAGGACCAAAGUCUCUAAACUGCUCUUCAUUUCCUCAUUCUUUCCAAAUCUGAACACUUGGGUCGCGAUCUCUGCAGCUGAAUCUCGCUGCUCUUAAUCGAUAUACUACUUCUCUUCAACCUCCUACAAUUCAACUCUCUCUCUCUCUCUCUCUCUCUGCUACUCCGUCUCUCUUACUUGCAGCUUAAUCGUCUCUAGAGAACAUAGAUACUCUUUCAUUUUACGGAUCGAUCGCUCCGCUGAGUGCACCUCGAAGUAUAUCGCAUCGGGGUUCAGCGGCAGCUGUUGCGCGAUUUUGAUCUUGUGGAGAUUUUCAUGGAAGAAUAGACCUCACAAAGAGAUCAAUUGUGAAGUAUGGAGUCUACGGGAGCCGAAAAUCCUAACCGUGUUAACUUCUCACAAAGACCUGUCCCUCCAGGCAUGAGACCUUUUACCCCUUCUAGUCCAAUGGUUGGAUCAGAGCCCCCGGUGAGCAAUCCUCUUGCACAUACUAUUCCCCAAACUUUCAUGCCCCCGUUAUCUUCUGGACCUGCUGCUUCUCAAGCUGCACCACCAGGUGGUAUGUAUCCAUACACAUCGAUGCCUCCUAUGUCCUCAGUACCAUAUGGAAAUCCAAGGCCUGCAGGAACCCCAUUUCAGCGGUUUCCAACUCCACAAUUUCCUCCAAUUGCUCAAGCAUCUCAAGCAAGUACUCUGCCUACACCUACACCCAGUUCUUUUCAUCCUCAGCCUCAGGCACCAUUUGUAUCCAUGGGUUCUCCACCACAAAACAUAAAUCAUGCACCAUCUUUCGCAAACAUUCCUCCACCUUCAAGUUCGCCUUUUUCAGGUCCUUGGACAACAUCACAACCAGCACGACCAUCCUUUUCUGGAUACCCCUCCAAGGAACCUAAUAUGGUUGCACCUACUCCUCCUGUACAAACUACUCCUUUUAAUCAAGGAGGCUUUAUACCCAACCGUCCACCUGUAACUUCUGCUCCUUUUCCUUCAUAUCAAGGAAGCCAUAUGGGUCCUCCACCAAUUGCUGCUUCAUCAGGGCCCUACUCAAGGGACCAAAUGCAUCAUCAAUCAUAUGGUCCUCCUUCAGGAACUCUUCAGGGCUUACUAGAGGAUUUCAACUCUCUUACAAUUGGCUCAGUUCCUGGAUCACUUGAUCCAGGCCUUGAUACUAAGUCACUGCCCAGGCCUUUGGAUGGUGACGUGGAACCAAAGGCAUUUGCCGAGAUGUAUCCCAUGAAUUGCCAUUCUCGAUAUCUAAGACUUUCAACCAAUUGUCUACCAACUUCCCAAUCCCUGGUAUCUAGAUGGCAUUUACCUCUUGGAGCAGUUGUCUGUCCACUUGCUGAAGCUCCUGUUGGGGAGGAGGUUCCCAUACAAAACUAUGUAUCAACUGGAAUUAUUAGAUGCAGAAAAUGUCGUACUUAUGUGAAUCCGUAUGUGACAUUCACUGAUAGUGGAAGAAAGUGGCGAUGCAACAUAUGCGCUCUGCUGAAUGAUGUCCCAGGUGAGUAUUUUGCUCAGUUAGAUGCUAGCGGAAGGAGGAUCGAUUUAAAUGAAAGGCCCGAGCUAACUAAGGGUAGUGUGGAGUUUGUGGCUCCAACUGAGUACAUGGUGCGACCUCCAAUGCCACCAGUAUACUUCUUCUUGAUUGAUGUAUCAAUUUCUGCUGUGCAAAGUGGGAUGCUUGAGGUUGUGGCUGAAACUAUUAAGUCUUGUUUGGAUAAUUUCCCCGGUUCUUCUAGAACACAAAUUGGGUUCAUAACAUUUGACAGCACUAUACAUUUCUACAACAUGAAGUCAAGCUUGACACAGCCCCAAAUGCUGGCAGUUUCUGAUCUUGAUGACAUAUUUGUUCCAUUGCCGGAUGAUCUUCUUGUAAACUUGUCUGAGUCAAGAGCAGUACUCGAUGCUUUUCUAGAUAGCUUACCCUCUAUGUUUCAGAAUAAUUAUAAUGUGGAGUCUGCUUUUGGCCCUGCUCUUAAAUCCGCUUUUAUGGUUAUGAGCCGAUUAGGUGGUAAAUUGUUGAUAUUCCAAAGCACUCUUCCAUCACUUGGUGUUGGCCGUUUAAGAUUGCGUGGAGAUGAUGUACGUGUUUACGGGACAGACAAGGAGCAUUCGUUGAGAAUAUCAGAAGAUCCUUUCUAUAAACAGAUGGCUGCGGAUUGUACCAAGUACCAGAUAGCUAUUAAUGUAUAUGCUAUGAGUGAUAAGUACACCGAUAUUGCCUCUUUAGGAACCUUGGCUAAGUAUACUGGUGGUCAAGUAUAUUACUAUCCAGGUUUCCAAUCAGCCAUUCAUAAGGAGAAAUUGAAGCAUGAGUUGGCCAGAGAUCUUACAAGAGAAACUGCAUGGGAAGCUGUCAUGCGCAUAAGAUGUGGAAAAGGCGUUAGGUUCACAUCUUAUCAUGGAAAUUUUAUGCUAAGAUCAACUGAUUUAUUAGCACUUCCGGCUGUAGACUGUGAUAAAGCUUAUGCAGUUCAACUUUCCCUCGAGGAGGCAUUGUUAACUACUCAAACAGUAUAUUUCCAAAUCGCAUUGCUAUAUACUUCAUCGAGUGGUGAAAGAAGGAUCAGAGUGCAUACGGCGGCGGCACCUGUUGUUUCGGAUCUAGGAGAGAUGUAUCGUCAGGCAGAUACGGGCGCUAUUGUUUCUAUAUUUUGUCGGUUAGCAAUAGAGAAAACAUUAUCCUAUAAAUUGGAGGAGGCUCGAAACUCCGUUCAACAAAGGAUAGUCAAAGCACUGAAAGAGUACAGAAGUCUCUAUUCAGUUCAGCAUCGAUUGGGAGGCAGGAUGAUAUACCCGGAAUCACUAAGAUUCUUGUUGAUAUACGGUUUGGCAUUGUGCAAGUCAAUACCUCUUCGUGGAGGGUAUGCCGAUGCCCAACUGGAUGAACGAUGUGCAGCAGGACAUACCAUGAUGACUUCACCAGUUACGAGUUUGUUAAAGAUUCUUUACCCAGAUUUGAUUCGAAUUGAUGAAUAUCUUGUGAAGUCAUCUCCUCAUGAGGUGAAUUUCAACUUUUCAAGGCUACCACUUACGGCUGAUAGCUUGGACUCGAGAGGGGUUUAUAUAUAUGAUGAUGGUUGUCGUUUCAUUUUGUGGUUUGGAAGAAUGGUUUCGCCCGACAUAGCUAUGAACUUACUUGGAGAUGACUUCGCCACCGACCUUUCUAAGGUUGCCAUUCAUGAGCGUGAUAAUCCGAUGUCGAAGAAGCUAACAAAGAUACUUGAGAAGUUAAGGGGCUCUGACAAUUCAUACUACCAGCUAUGUCAUCUCGUGAGGCAAGGGGAACAACCCCGAGAAAGUUUCCUUCUCCUCUCGAACUUGGUUGAGGAUCAAGUCAGCGGUAUGAAUAGCUAUGCUGAUUGGAUUAUGCAAAUACAACGACAACUGCAGUAAAAGAAAUGUUAUUGUUAAAAAAGGCAAUAUUAGAUGGCUCAAACCGAACUGGGAUUAUGACUUUGGAGCAUUGUGUUGGGACAAGUACAAGAAAAAUGCACGAUACAGGAUGAAUUCAGAGAUUUUAUUUUUUUGUGGAGAUGUUUCUAAAAUGGCUGACUUUUGAAGUGAAAUUGGGUAAACAGUUCUGAGAGGGUGAUUUGGUUUUGUUUUUGCUACUUCCAGGUGAUAUUUAUUUAUUCCUUUGAAGAAAUAAAGAUGCAGCUGAUCCUCCCCUUAAAACACCUGGAUGUUGAAGUUGUUCUGAGACUCGAAUUUGUAGAAUAGAUUUCGGGAGAUGGAUUUAGUCAAGUUUUGCGUCUCAUUUGAAACAAUCUUUUGUUGUUGUCUUUGCAAUUGAAAGGAUUUUUUUUUUUUUUUUGGCUUUUCUUGUUUGAUUUGGUGGUAUGAUUGGAUCUAAGUGUGUUUCAUAAACUUGAUCAUAGAUCAUCAGUUAGAACUUCUUUUGGAGGUUGUUUCCAAAUAACUAUUUUUUCAUAGUAAACAUCUAUGAAGUUUUCA
Messenger RNA from Impatiens glandulifera, 4005 nucleotides. Its product is annotated as protein transport protein Sec24-like At3g07100. The record is from RefSeq and is a predicted model, not a curated record. Gene Ontology annotation, cellular component: COPII vesicle coat; endoplasmic reticulum exit site. Gene Ontology annotation, biological process: intracellular protein transport; COPII-coated vesicle cargo loading; endoplasmic reticulum to Golgi vesicle-mediated transport. The coding region runs from base 400 to 3444 and encodes 1014 amino acids. Lineage: Eukaryota; Viridiplantae; Streptophyta; Magnoliopsida; Ericales; Balsaminaceae. The transcript has 14 exons. Gene Ontology annotation, molecular function: zinc ion binding; SNARE binding.